This is a messenger RNA of Cheilinus undulatus (humphead wrasse), 2745 nucleotides long. It is a transcript of the gene naa35, whose product is annotated as N-alpha-acetyltransferase 35, NatC auxiliary subunit. Gene Ontology annotation, cellular component: NatC complex. Gene Ontology annotation, biological process: N-terminal peptidyl-methionine acetylation. The coding region runs from base 128 to 2302 and encodes 724 amino acids. The record is from RefSeq and is a predicted model, not a curated record. The transcript is spliced from 23 exons. NCBI's taxonomy places the organism in Eukaryota, Metazoa, Chordata, Actinopteri, Labriformes, Labridae.
GACAUUUAGGGACUACAAUUACCAAAAGGACGGUGGCCUAUGACGUAGAAAUUGCGCGCCAGUCAUUUCAGUCUUUGAAGAGAUCUUUAUUAGCUUCAUGGUUGCUACGGAAUACUAAGUAAUAACCAUGGUGAUGAAGUCAGGCGUUGAAGAUGAUGAUGCCGGGUGGGGGCUGGGCAUCCCGGAAAAAAUGAAGAACAAUGCCAACUGGGUGGAUAUUACACAUGAAUUCAAGGGUGCAUGUAAAGAAUUGAACCUUGGAGAGCUGCUUCAUGACAAACUGUUUGGACUGUUUGAGGCCAUGUCCGCCAUCGAGAUGAUGGAUCCCAAGAUGGACGCAGGAAUGAUCGGAAACCAGGUCAACAGGAAAGUGCUCAACUUUGAACAAGCUAUCAAGGAGGGCGCCAUCAAGGUGAAGGAUCUAAGUCUUCCUGAACUUAUCGGUAUUAUAGACACCUGUUUCUGCUGUUUGAUAACAUGGCUGGAGGGCCACUCUCUGGCACAGACCGUGUUCACCUGUCUGUACGUCCACAACCCUGACCUGAUUGAGGAGCCUGCUCUCAAAGCAUUCGCCCUGGGCAUCCUGAAGGUGUGUGACAUCGCCCGAGAGAAAGUCAACAAGGCUGCUGUGUUUGAAGAGGAGGACUUCCAGGCCAUGACUUAUGGAUUCAAAAUGGCCAAUAAUGUCACAGACCUGCGUGUGACAGGUAUGCUGAAGGACGUGGAGGAUGAGUUACAGAGGAAAGUUAAGAGCACCCGCAGUCGACAGGGUGAGCAGAGAAACCCUGAGGUAGAGCUGGAGCAUCAGCAGUGUUUGGCACUUUUUAAUAGAAUCAAGUUUACUCGCCUGUUGCUGACUGCACUGAUCACCUUUACCAAGAAAGAGACCAGCUCGGUAGGAGAGGCCCAGAAACUUGUGGCUCAGGCUGCUGACCUUCUAUCAGCCAUUCAUUCCAGCAUUCAGCACGGCAUCCAGUCACAGAAUGACACCACUAAAGGAGACCAUCCCAUCAUGAUGGGCUUUGAACCCCUUGUAAAUCAGAGACUGCUGCCUCCAACCUUUCCACGAUAUGCAAAAAUCAUUAAGAGGGAGGACAUGGUGGCCUACUUUGGAAAACUGAUAGAACGAAUUAAGACAGUCUGUGAUGUGAUCAACACCACCAACCUGCACGGCAUUUUGGACUUCUUCUGUGAGUUCAGCGAGCAGUCUCCAUGUGUACUCUCUAGAUCUCUGCUUCAGACGACGUUCCUAAUAGAUAAUAAGAAGGUGUUUGGGACCCACCUAAUGCAGGACAUGAUUAAAGAUGCUCUGAGAUACUUCGUCAGCCCACCUGUUCUCUCCUACAAGUGUUGUCUGUUCAACAACCAUCAGGCCAAGGACUACAUAGACUCUUUUGUUACGCACUGCUCCAGGCCAUUCUGCAGUUUGAUCCAGAUCCAUGGACACAACCGAGCUCGGCAGAGAGACAAGUUGGGUCACAUUCUUGAAGAGUUUGCCACGCUGCAGGAUGAGGCAGAGAAGGUGGAUGCAGCUCUUCACAGUUUGCUGAUGAAACUUGAGCCUCAGCGGCAGCACCUGGCCUGCCUUGGCACGUGGAUCCUCUACCACAACCUGAGGAUCAUGAUCCAGUACCUGCUUAGUGGCUUUGAACUAGAGCUGUACAGCAUGCAUGAGUACUAUUACAUCUACUGGUACCUAUCAGAGUUCCUUUACGCCUGGCUGAUGUCGACUCUGAGCCGGGCAGACUCGUCUCAGAUGGCAGAGGAGAGGAUUAUGGAGGAGCAGCUGAAAGGACGAAGCAGUAAAAAGACUAAGAAGAAGAAAAAAGUCCGUCCUCUUAGCAAGGAAAUAACGAUGAGUCAAGCAUACCAGAACAUGUGUGCUGGCAUGUACAAGACAAUGGUAGCCUUGGAUAUGGAUGGGAAGGUGCGUAAGCCUCAGUUUGAGCUGGACAGUGAGCAGGUUCGCUAUGAGCAUCGCUUUGCGCCUUUUAACAGUGUGGUCACUCCUCCACCUGUGCACUACAUCCAGUUCAAGGAAAUGUCUGAUCUAAAGAAGUACAAUCCUCCACCGGGCUCUGCUGACCUCUACCUGGCUGCCAGCAAACACUUCCAGCAGGCCAAGCUCAUCUUAGAAAAUGUGCCCAGCCCAGACCCUGAGGUGAACCGUAUACUGAAGGUGGCUAAGCCCAACAUUGUAGUGACGAAGCUGCUGGCAGGAGGACACAAAAAGGACACAAAGGUGCUCCCAGAGUUUGACUUCUCAGCUCACAAAUACUUCCCCAUUGUCAAGAUCAUCUAAUUCUGCUCUCUGAGUCACCUCGAAGAUCGGCAGUGGCAUACCUUCACCUGAAAAAGUGUGCAAAUGCCCCUAACCCACUCGAAGUCUGGACUCCGAGUUUACUCAAUGCACCAAACUGUAACAUCGAAACAGGAGUGUCCAGUACACCCUGUGGUUUAUCAGUCGAAGACGAGAAACCAUACGAGAUGGUAGCAAAGGACCUGAAUGAGUGACAGUAUUCACCAUCUGUUUGUUAUUGUCUCUGCCUGUGUGAAAGUCAAACAUUUUGCAGUGCUUUUGUACAAUGAACUGGCCUAUGGGAACUUUUAUAUGCUGCCUUCAAAAUAUGAACAUCCUGAGAAGUCUUUAAAAGUACAGAUGUAAUGGAAAUAGGUGCAUAUCAUUCAAUCAAAUGAGAUCUUUCUAUGUAUUUAUGUGCUUAUCUGAAUAAAAAGUUGAGUGGA